This is a messenger RNA of Durio zibethinus, 3270 nucleotides long. RefSeq names its product nijmegen breakage syndrome 1 (gene NBS1). Gene Ontology annotation, molecular function: protein binding; damaged DNA binding. Gene Ontology annotation, biological process: double-strand break repair via homologous recombination; mitotic G2 DNA damage checkpoint signaling. The record is from RefSeq and is a predicted model, not a curated record. Gene Ontology annotation, cellular component: Mre11 complex. NCBI's taxonomy places the organism in Eukaryota, Viridiplantae, Streptophyta, Magnoliopsida, Malvales, Malvaceae.
CCUCAGAAAAAAGAGAAUUUAUAAUUCAAAGACUUUUUAUUCUUCUUGUUAAAACUCUUAAAAAACCAGGUGAAAUUAGAUUCACUUUUCGGAAAAAAUACCCUCAGUAGUCGUUUUAUUGACCAACAACUUAUUUUCAGUUAAACAAAAUAUGUUUUUGAAAAUCUAUUUAUGUCGAAGGGAAAUAACCCAAGGAAGCUGGUGUCCAGCUCUGAGGAAACUCAGAUCACGACAGUGAACGGCCCGCAAAAACAACGGAAUCUACCCUCCAUCAAAGCCUGAAACACCGUAACCGCAGAGAUUUUAGUCAUCUUGUGUUUGGAGAGGAAAUUUGGUUUUAAAUUUAAUUUAAUUGGUAGUAAACUAUGGUCUGGGCUCUGCUUCCUGCUGGUCCUUCCUCAGUUGAGGAAGAAGAUAAGUACUACAUUUUCAAGAAAGGAACGUAUAAAGUGGGUCGAAAAGGCUGUGAUAUCAUCAUUCACAAAGACAAGGGAGUCUCCAGAAUCCAUGCUCAUAUAAUAGUUGAUGAAAUGACUAAAUCUUCUCAAGUUCGAAUCAAAGAUUUGUCAAAGUACGGAACAUUCAUUAACAAGAAUCUCACUUCUAACAAAAAAGUACAUCAGUUUCCAAAUAAACAAACCUCUUUAGAAGAUGGGGACUUGAUUUCAUUUGGAACUGGGAAUGCAAACUACAGAUUCUCUUAUGUCCCACUUGUAUUCUAUAUCUGCUGUGAUGAGGCCUCCCAGAUGAAUCAUCAUCUUCAAGACAAAGUUUCAUCCAUUGGUGCUCGUCUUACUCAUGUUUUUGGUGAGGAGUGUACGCAUGUUCUCAUUGAUCAACACGUGCCCCUGCAAAGGGAUCUACUUGAUGCAAUUGUGGCUAAGAAACCUGUUUUACAUAGUAAUUGGCUUGAGCUUGUUGCAGACAAAAGCAUCGGCACUGAGUUUCCGGACUGCCAUUCUCAUUUUCCAACAAUUAUGGUGGAUGGAGUAUCCAUUGAAGUUUCAGACCCAAAAACUCGUGAAAACUGUUUGGGAGGAUAUACCUUUCUGUUAGAAUCUACAUACAUGUACAAUUUUGGGGAUAGAUUGCAGUCGCUGCUGGAAGUGAGUGGCUCAAGGACUAUUUUGGUUGAUGACAUUUGUUCAAGUAGCCAGGUCUUUGAGUGUGGAGAAAAUAUUUGUCUUACAUAUGUCAUCCCUGGAAGAUCAUCAGACAAGUUUGAUCACUUAGAUAGACUCAGUUUGUCAUAUAGAGUGAGUGAGAUGGCGUUAAUCCGUGCUGUUUUAUCUGGAAAUUUGGUUCAGUCUAUAUUGAUACCAUCAUCUGUACUUGUUUCUUCUUCUUGCUCCACAGACGAAACAGUGGUAGCAGAUUCUGAUGAGGAAAAUGAAGCAGCUACACCAGUUAAUGCAAAUGCUGCUAUCCAUAAGGAAGUAGCCCAGACUUAUGUGAGCAGUGCAGAAAUUUCCAUGGAAGCCCCUAACUGUGUGAGCAAAGCAGAAGUAUCCACAUAUCACGAUGCUACUAGAUCGGAGAGCCAAGUGACCUUCAAAGAUGACAAUUGUUGUUUGAUAGCAAGAAGAAAUAAGGCUGACAAGUCUGAAGAUGGAAGUUCUAAUAUUGUUUAUAGCCAAGAUUUAAUAGUUAGAGAUGUGAAUAUAACUUCCACUAGUAGCUAUAGAACAGACAAUGGAGUUAUAAACUACAAGCGCUUUCGCAAGGCAAGCAUUCAGUCAGGAAAUAGCUUCAACAAUCUUGUUCCAUUUUCUAAGUAUCCUCACAAAAAUUUUGAGUUUGGGAGUGGAGAAAUGGCUGAGUCUGUUAACGAGGAGAAGAAGAGAAAGAAAAUUGAAGCUAUUGCAGAGGACAUGUUUAACAAUGAAAAGGGAAGACAGCGUGGUUUUUCUGGUUCUCUUCGUAGACUUCAUACUCGGGGUUGACAAAGACCGGAAUUUUGCUUAUUGGCAUAUCCCAAAUUUUCGAGCAGUCCGCUUCUUCCAUGAAAACCUUAGUCACCAUGCGUUGUGUUGGUGGGAAAGUUUGUUUUUUGACAAAGAAAAUGGCUAUUGGUUUUUGGAUUUAAAACCAACAGGUGAGUUCAUCAACGGAUUGCUAUAGCCAAUGGGGGUAGUAACUUUGUGAAUUGUGUGAUACCUCUAAACAUGCCUCUAUUUUUAAUUUUAAGUCUGUAGAAAUCUCAAAUUUGAUUGGUAAUAUUUAUUUCUCAUAUAAAAGAGGCUAAUUGCAUCUGUUUUCCUUAAAGUUCAACCUCUUGUCCUCAGACUUUAGAAAAUACCUAUUUAUUAAAUAUUUUACACUCAAGCAAUGAAGAACAUUAAGUUACUAUUGCAGUACUAACUAAUGUGCGCAGCAGGAAAUAGAAAUAGAAUAUCAACUUUGACAUUAUAUCAUAAAAGCACGAAAUCAACAAAAUAAAUUGAGAUCUAAACAGGCAACCACCAAUGAUUGAUUUUAACAAAUAAUACUACUAAAUGCCCUAAAAAGGAGACCCUGCCACAACAAACGGAAACCAUAUAAAGCAACCCCUAAAUCAAACACAUAACUAAAAUCAAACCUUUAUAGAAUCGAAAAUAAGUUAUCACGGUAAACCAAACCAAAUCAAACAGCAAAACAAAAGGAUAAAGAGAAAAAUAAAAUAAAACUGGCAGCUACUUGAACAAUAAAUAAAUGAAGAGCAAAAGCAAACCAAAAAUGGACACAAAAUAUUACUGGACAAUAAAACUUAUGGCUGAAAAUAGAGAUUCUCGGAACAUCUGUGAACCUAGCUAUCAGCUUCUUAUCUUUUAAAGGCAAAUGUUAAUCAGUGUUUAUUGACACUGGUUAAGAUGAUUUAUAUAUAUUUACAUAAAAUGAAAAGAUUCAUAAAUUAAGAGUAAAUGAAGUGCACCACCAAAAUAUACCAGCAUAGUAGCAACUUCUUUUGUUUCAUACAGUCCAUGAUUAAUGGGACAAAUGAUCAGCACACAGUCAAAUGAAAUGAUAAUAAGAUUAACAUACAAGAAGUAAAAAUCUUAUAUAUUUGCACGAUCAUAGGACAAAAGGUUCAGAUAAAGGGGAGUUACCACACAAUCAAAUAAAGAUAUGGUCAAUAAGCAAGUAACAAUAAUCUUAAAAACUGAAUGAGGCAUUUCAAUUACUAUCAAAUAGAGAGCAAGUAAAACCAAUAAUUACAAAACAAACAUUUAAUAAGAAUCCUGAAUGAAGUCAAUAUUAUCUUUUUUUUUUUUUCAUACAUAAUCCCAAAAA